Molecule: messenger RNA, 1493 nt
Organism: Eleginops maclovinus (Patagonian blennie)
Lineage: Eukaryota; Metazoa; Chordata; Actinopteri; Perciformes; Eleginopidae
Gene: hint3
Product: histidine triad nucleotide binding protein 3
Exons: 5
Coding region: 54-554 (166 amino acids)
Molecular function (GO): catalytic activity
Source: RefSeq, a predicted model, not a curated record
UCGAUGAGCUCUUGAAUAGACUGUGCAGGACUUCCUCUCGACAGUUCACAACAAUGGCAGAAAUCGAGGCAGCACAAGCAGCUCAGGUUGACGUUGCCAAAACUAGCAACGGGCCAGCUGAAGGAUAUGAGAAGAAAUGUAUUUUCUGCAAGAUUGUAAACAAGGAAAUGGAUACGGAGCUUCUUCAUUGUGAUGGAGAAAUCUCCUGUUUCAGAGACAUCAAACCUGGAGCUCCCCACCAUUACCUGAUCGUACCAACCAAACACGUAGGAAACUGUAAAUCACUCAGCAAAGAACAAGUGCCUUUGGUGAAGCGCAUGGUCGAGACAGGGAAGGAGAUCCUCCAGAAAAACAACAUAACAGACCUCAGUGAUGUCAGGUUUGGUUUCCACUGGCCCCCGUUCUGUUCAGUCACACACCUACACCUUCAUGUCCUGGCUCCUGCCAGUCAGAUGGGCUUCAUGUCCCGCCUCUUCUACAGACUCAACUCCUAUUGGUUUAUCACAGCAGACCAGCUGAUUGAGCUUCUCAACUCCAAAGGAGACACAAACUGACCACUACUCUUCGAUACGUUACUUACAGUUCUUGACUUUGAACAUCCGCCUUCUUGCAGAUGCCAUGUUUGAUGAUACAAGUUAACAUUAAUUAGCUGCCUUUUUGUAAUGACAGUGUUUUAAACUGGUGUGAUAUUAGUAUUGGAAGCCAAAUGAAAACUUGGAUGAAGCCAAACCUUGCUUCUUGCCACUUGAGAUAUGUUAGAUUAUUUUUGUCAAAUGUUUCUACAGAAGAAGAUUAAACAUUAAAUCUUCCUCAAUAUUGGACGUAAUAAAAAUGCAUUUAUUUUAUGGACCAUGUAGUAAACGGUGUGAUUCACCUGUUUCAACUAUUGACACCAAAGAAGGUGUUCUUUUUUUGUUGUUUUUACUGAAUGCGAAUGUGUGUUAAGUACAACAAUUUAAAGCCCUUAUAAAUAACAAGCUGUUUGAUAUCUUGAUGUGCCUACUGAUUUGAAAAUCAUAUGUUAUGCAUGUAUAACUGAGAAAAAGCAUAAGUAAGGAAAAUUAAUUUGUGUUAUCAUAUAUGGAUAUAACAUUUCGGACAGUUUUGUGUUCCUCAGUUAUGUUAAGUAAUUUCUUUGCUGAUGGACAUGCGCUGGGGUAGCUGAUGUGGGCUAAACUACAAAGUAACAUUUUGAUUAACUAUGUACUGUACAAAUGUCCUUUACAGCAGAAGCUGCUAAGUACUAAUGAGCUCGACAAACACUAGUAUGUAAUGUUGCAUUUGUUUGAUCUAAUGUAAUAUCUGAGGAUUGUUGAAGUGAAGUGAGUUAAACUAAGGUGUUGGUGAAUGAAGUGGAUAUUUAUGCUAUGAUGACACUGAUGUAUAUUAGGGAAUGUAAAAAAUAAAGAAAAAGAUCUGUAUGUACUGUACGAAAUUGUAUGCACUUUAAGAAUUAAUUCAACUUAGAAUAAAUAAUAAAUUGCUACCUCUCA